AUGGAAAACUGUUGGAAAUUAUUUUUGAUCGCGCUCAUAGUAGUUUUAUCAAUGGUUAUCACUACAGAGUCUACUGUACCUCAACCACGAGCACCUAACUUCCAAUAUUUUGAAAGGCCAAAAUACCGAUACCCGUACUAUGAUGAGAAUGGCAAGGGAAAGUUAUUAUAUGGUUAUGGAGGACCGGAGCUGUAUCAAUAUAAAUCCUACACACCAUUAGAAGGAAUUCACUAA
This is a messenger RNA of Pieris macdunnoughi, 234 nucleotides long. NCBI's taxonomy places the organism in Eukaryota, Metazoa, Arthropoda, Insecta, Lepidoptera, Pieridae. The record is from the annotation of a GenBank genome assembly.